AUGGCUACGCAGACUAUGAAGGCUGUCAACUAUCAGGGCCCUUACAAGGUCACAGUAGAAGACGUUGAACUGCCCAAGCUUGAACAUCCUGACGACGUCAUUGUCAAGGUCACGACGGCUGCCAUCUGUGGUUCUGAUCUACACAUGUACGAAGGUCGAACAGCAGCACAGCCCGGCAUCACUUUUGGCCAUGAGAAUAUGGGAAUAGUCGAACAGCUCGGUGAGGGUGUCACUCUCCUCAAGAAAGGGGACCGUGUCGUCAUGCCCUUUAACGUCGCUGACGGCCGCUGCCGCAAUUGCGAAGAGGGAAAGACUGCUUUCUGUACCGGCGUAAACCCUGGAUUUGCUGGAGGUGCUUAUGGCUACGUUGCCAUGGGUCCUUACAGAGGUGGCCAGGCUCAGUACAUCAGAGUUCCGUACGCUGACUUCAACGCUCUUAAACUGCCUGCUGGGAAAGAGCAUGAGGCUGAUUUUAUUCUCCUCGCUGAUAUCUUCCCUACUGGCUGGCAUGGUGUUGAAAUCUCCGGCUUCCGAUCUGGCGAGAGUGUCGCUGUCUUUGGUGCCGGCCCCGUGGGUCUCAUGGCUGCAUACUCGGCCGUUCUACGCGGCGCCUCACGAGUGUUUGUUGUAGACCGUGUUCCCGAACGUCUUCAAGCAGCCGAGAAGAUUGGCUGCACACCCAUUGACUUCUCCAAGGGUGACGCUGUAGAUCUGAUCAUCAAGGCCAAUGGCGGAGAGGAGGUUGAUCGAUCUGUCGAUGCUGUCGGUUAUCAAGCCGUCGGCAAUAGUGGUGAUACUGAGCAGCCUAACAUUGUUCUUGAGAACAUGAUCCGCGUUACCAGACCCUGUGGCGGCCUUGGAAUCCCAGGUCUUUACGUCCCCAGCGAUCCCGGUGCUUCGGACGAGGCAUCUGCAAAGGGCAUGAUCAGUCUUAGCUUUGGCAAGCUCUUUGAAAAGGGACUGACCAUCGGUACGGGCCAGUGCAAUGUCAAGUCUUAUAAUCGCUAUCUUCGAGACCUUAUCAUUUCUGGUCGAGCUAAGCCUAGCUUUGUCGUCUCGCAUGAGAUUAACAUCGACGAAGCUGAAGUCGCUUAUGAGAAGUUUGACAAACGAAUUGACGGAUACACCAAGGUACUUAUCCACCCCAACGGUGGUUUCUGA
Fusarium graminearum PH-1 is the source of this 1161-nucleotide messenger RNA. RefSeq names its product glutathione-independent formaldehyde dehydrogenase. The record is from RefSeq and is a predicted model, not a curated record. Bases 1 to 1161 code for a protein of 386 amino acids. Gene Ontology annotation, molecular function: oxidoreductase activity; zinc ion binding. The transcript has 6 exons. NCBI's taxonomy places the organism in Eukaryota, Fungi, Ascomycota, Sordariomycetes, Hypocreales, Nectriaceae.